UCGCCGGCAACCCGAGAGACGGCCCGCUGCCCCGCCCUCCGGAAGCGCUCCCUGCUCGGGACCCGGGAGCCGACCGACCCGGGGAGCGGGGGAAGCGGGUUGGGAGACCCAGUGGUGGCUGCGGGAGUAGACCCAGCUGUGCGGUGCCCGGCAUGGAUGGCUACACGGUCCUGAGAGUCAUUGGCGAGGGCUCCUUCGGCAGAGCCCUUUUGGUUCAGCAGGAGAGCAGUAAUCGGAUGUUUGCCAUGAAGGAAAUAAGGCUUCCCAAGUCUUUGUCUGACACACGGAUUUCUAGGAAGGAGGCUGUUCUGUUAGCCAAAAUGAAACACCCCAAUAUUGUUGCCUUUAAAGAAUCAUUUGAAGCUGAAGGACAUCUGUACAUAGUAAUGGAAUAUUGUGAUGGAGGGGACCUAAUGCAGAAGAUUAAACAUCAGAAAGGGAAGUUGUUUCCUGAAGAUACGAUACUUCAUUGGUUUACACAGAUGUGUCUUGGAGUAAAUCACAUUCAUAAGAAACGUGUGUUACACAGAGACAUCAAGUCCAAGAAUAUCUUCCUCACCCAAGAUGGAAAAGUAAAACUGGGUGAUUUUGGAUCUGCCCGUCUUCUCUCGAGCCCCAUGGCGUUUGCUUGUACAUAUGUGGGAACGCCUUAUUAUGUGCCCCCAGAAAUUUGGGAAAACAUGCCUUAUAACAAUAAAAGUGACAUCUGGUCCUUGGGAUGCAUUCUCUAUGAACUCUGUACCCUUAAGCAUCCAUUUCAGGCAAAUAGUUGGAAAAGUCUUAUCCUCAAAAUAUGUCAGGGGUCCAUGAGCCCACUGCCAUCCCAUUAUUCCUAUGAGCUGCAGCUUCUGAUCAAGCAGAUGUUUAAAAAGAAUCCCUCACAUCGUCCUUCAGCUACAACGCUUCUCUCUAGAGGCUCUUUAGCUCGGCUUAUCCAGAAGUGCCUGCCCCCAGAGAUCAUCACAGAAUACGGUGAACAGGUGUUAGAAGAAACCAAAAAAUCUAUGCAUAGUACACCAAGAAAAAAGGAUCCCAGCAGAACCAGAAUAACUUUGGAAAAUGAAGCAAGCACAGUGCAAAGGGAAGAACCAGGUGGAAAGUGUAGCCACACUGACUUAGAAAGCAUUAAUAAAAAUUUGGUUGAAAGUGCACUGAGGAUAGUAAACAGAGAGGAAAAAGCCAGUUUACCAGGUCCUCUCAGGCGACAGUGGGAGAAAAACGUACCCAGUACAGCACUUAGAGCUUUGGAAAACGCAUCCAUACUCACUUCCAGUUUAACGGCAGAAGACGACAGAGGUGGUUCUGUAAUAAAGUACAGUGAAAACAAUACCCGUAAGCAGUGGCUCAAGGAGACCCCUGAAACCCUGUUGAACAUCCUUAAGAAUGCCGACCUCAGCUUGGCCUUUCAAACAUACACGAUAUAUAGACCAGGCGCAGAAGGAUUCUUGAAAGGCCCGCUGUCUGAGGAAACAGAAGCAUCGGAUGAUGUUGAUGGAGGUUGGGAUUCUGUCACUUUGGAUCCAGAGAGACUUGAACCUGAACUGGAUGAAGAGGAUACGGACUUUGAGGAAGACGACAGUGCCGAUUGGGUAUCAGAACUGAAGCAGCGAACUGGCUGGCAAGGAGUAUCUGAUGGAUAAUGCCCAAGGAAAUAUUCAUUAGUCACCCGGAGGGGAUGUUUAACAGGAGGAAUUGAUAUUUGAAUAAUACUUAACUCACAGGAUACGUAUUUUCCUUUGGAAACAAAGGAAGAGUGAAGAGAGGGAAACUGUGAAUAUUUAAAAUUAUUCCUGGUUAGUAAGAUAGGGUAUAAAAAAAUCUAGGUUUUUUAAUUCAGAGGACAAUGCAUAGCACAAUGGGUAUGGGGUUUAGACUUUACAGUCAGAACAGAUGUUGAAUGCUACCACCUACUGCUUGCGUGGUUUUGAGAAAUUGCUUAACCUCUUUGAGCCUGAAUUUCCUCAACUACAAAAUGAGGAAAACAAUGCCUACCUCAUACGGAUGCUGACCUUAGACCAUCACGACAACCCAUAAUAUUAUUUGCAUGUUAUGAUUUCUGCUUUAUUACCUUAUUAUGAUUUAUUACUAUAUAGCUCUUUUUAUAUCUCCUAAAAUUUUUGAGGAUCUAAAUAUAUUUAAUUAUAACAUCAGAA
Cervus elaphus (red deer) is the source of this 2153-nucleotide messenger RNA. RefSeq names its product NIMA related kinase 3 (gene NEK3). Lineage: Eukaryota; Metazoa; Chordata; Mammalia; Artiodactyla; Cervidae. Gene Ontology annotation, molecular function: ATP binding; protein kinase activity. The record is from RefSeq and is a predicted model, not a curated record. Gene Ontology annotation, biological process: protein phosphorylation. The transcript is spliced from 16 exons. Bases 153 to 1640 code for a protein of 495 amino acids.